AAGCGGAAUCACUACAGCGAACUUGCCAUGACUGUUGUCGACGCUCAAUCUGUUGCUUCUGCCUGGCUUUCCAAGUUUGCACUUUCUCUCGAAACGGGGGAUAUCAAGAGCAUAGUGUCGUUGUUUCUUUCAAGGGGUUAUUUCAGAGACCUCCUCAACUUUACUUGGGAUUACCACACUCUGCACGGACACUCUGGCAUCUCUUCGUUCUUGCAAUCCAAUCUUUCAAGUGGGUCUAUCAACAACGUCCGGCUGGAUGAACGAGUAUAUUUCGCCCCCACGUACGGUCGGAUUGGACCCACCGACGUCGGCGUAUCGACUGGCUUCACGUUCGACAAGGAUGGAAUAGCAAAGGGACAGGGACACGCGAAGCUGCUUCAAGAUGAACAUGGGGAAUGGAAAGCGCUUUCUGUCUUUAUGAUGAUGGAUUGCCUCCAUAAUCAUCCGGAGUUAGGUCCUGAGUCUGGAGUGUAUGGCGGGCACACCAUUCCCUGGGGAUGGGUAAGGGAUGAACGAACGAGGAUGAUUGAGAGCGAUCCCUAUGUCCUUGUUGUUGGUGCUGGUCAGACCGGAUUGAACAUUGCCUCUCGCUUCAAGCAAAUGAACAUUCCUACUCUGAUACUUGAACGGAGUGCGCGAGUUGGAGACGUUUGGCGAGAGCGUUAUCCAACAUUAGUCCUACAUACACCACGGCCACACCACUCACUAAACUACCAGCCCUUUCCCGAAACAUGGCCCAUCUUCACCCCUCGAGAUAAACUAGCGGAUUGGCUGGAGCAAUACGCUAUCUCGCAGGACCUUGUGGUAUGGACACGAUCCAUACUACAACCCGUUCCUGCGUACGACACAGAAACCGCGAGGUGGACCUGCACAGUCUCUCGCGAUGGAAAGGAUGUCGUUCUCAGGCCAUCCCACAUCAUUAUUGCUUCAGGAACCCUCGGAAGCCCUGAUAUCCCUAAUAUCCCUUCGUCCGCGUGUUUUCUGGGAGAGACCUUGCAUACCGCUGCUUAUCAAGGCGGCGCUUCGUUCACCGGCAAACGUGUCAUUGUCAUUGGAGCUGGCAAUAGCUCUGCCGAUGUAUGCCAAGACCUCGUCGUAGAAGGUGCCAAGAGUGUGAUGAUGGUACAGAGGAGCGCGACGGCUGUUGUAUCUGGGGAAAAGAAGGCGAGGAUGUUUAUGGCUGCCUUUCCGCCGGACGUGCCGGUUAGCGUCAGCGAUUUCAAGUUCUCGAGCACGCCAUGGCCGCUGCUGAGGGAGUUUGCAAUUGAGGCUGGGAAGAUUGAGGAGAGGGAUGAAGAGAGCGAGAUGUUGGAGAAACUAGCUAAUAAGGGAAUGAAACUUACGAAAGGAACGGACGGCAGCGGACAACUUUUCUUUGUUUUUGAGAGGCUCGGGGGUUAUUGGUGGGAUGUAGGCGUAUCCGACCUCAUUCAGAAAGACAAAAUCAUUGUGAAACAAGGUGUUGAGAUCUCUCGAUUCAAACCGAACUCGGUCAUAUUUUCCAAUGGCUCUGAGCAUGAGGCAGACGCCGUCAUCUACGCGACAGGGUAUAAGAGCAUUUUGGAAUCAUUAAAGCCCGUGUUUGGAGAGGAGGUCAUCUCGAAAACGCCGGCAAUAUGGGGGUUUGACGAAGAGCAAGAGCUGAGAGGUUGCUAUCGACCAUCUGGUCAACCAGGACUCUGGUACGGCGCUGGGGAUUUCUUCACCUCUAGAUUCUUCUCGAAGUUACUGGCUAUACAAAUCAAAGCCAUCCAGCUCGGGCUGACGAAGCAAUGACCUUACUGAGGGCAACUGCUUCAUACCUCUUCGCACCAUGCAUGUUUAGCUGGGGCCUUUCAGUCGAGUAAGAGGUCGUACGCCUUAGACAAAGCUGGCAAGGGGUUGUCUCUACGAUAAGCAUCUCCUAUUUUUUUUAAACUCUCGUUUAUCCUCCAUCCCCAUGAAUGGUCUCGAGAUUGUCUCAAAUCGGCUGAUCACCACUGAGGUCAGAGGAUUCAAUACAGAGAAUACAACAUUACAGUUCCUCGAGUGAACAAUAUGAACAAUAGAAUUUUAUGUCAGUUAAUCAUCGCUUCCUCAAUUCCAUGAUCCAGACAACGCCUCGACACUCCCAAACCUUCUCUAUCCUCAAUCCAGCCUUGUCAACAAGCCAUGUCCAUUCCUCCAACGUACGCUCUUGCCCGUUCAUCAGUGUCAUCAUGCUCAAAUCUCGCAUGUGCUUAAAACGACUCGCGUAUCCGUAGUUUCGUAAGAGCGGCGAGGGAGCAUCCAAGAUGAUACCUCUAGAAUUCUCUGGAGCGCCAAUGCCAGAGUCGCCUGCGACGGUCGGAGCAGUGGUCACAAUGAUCUGGUCUGAGAUCAAGAUUCGAGAGUUGGGUUCUGUGAGGGCUGGUAUGAGCCCAGCCAAAAUCUGAAGACACUUGUCGUCGUCCCAGUCAUGCAUAAUAUAGCGCAUGAGAUAUACUUCUGCCCCGUGUAUGGGCUGCUCUUUGAAGAAAUCGUGCGCCAUAAAUUCAACUCUGUGAGCCUCAACGGCCUGUGGCAUUUCGCGUUUCCAUAACUCCUCCGCGAGAGCAACGACGUGUGGGCGGUCCUGAAUCACGAAGUGAAGGUUCGGAAACUGUUUAGCCAAAUCAAGGCUCAUACCCCCAGCGCCUCCUCCGACAUCGAUAAUAGUAGCGGAGCCCAGAUCCGCCCACGGAUAGUCUGCGUAUAGAGGUGGUCCCAGAGCUCGCCCACCACCGACCAUGGCCAUUCCGAAAAUCUUGAACUCGGGCUUCCGCUCCAUAACCCCAUCCGCUCCCGGUACAGGUUCCUCAAGCCACUGCCAUCGUGAGAGUGAGGUUUUGAACUGAUGCUGGAAGGCCGUGUCGACAUCGGAGGAAGAAUUCGUUUUGACUGGGUCGUAUAAAACAGCAGGGAGUGAGACGGUGGCAGCGUACGCAUCCCAGCUCAUGGCUACAAUCCAAGCUCUGAGGCCCUCGUUUCCUACAAGACACGCGCUUGUACUAGUGUUGGCAAACCAUCCAGUACGCACCUCCCUGAAGACAGAUAUAGCACACAUGGCUCUGAGAACUCUUCCUAGUUUCUUUGCCUGAAUUCCCGUCUCCGUGCUCAGUGUUUCCAGGCUGACACCUCUAUCGGUACUUGUGGCAUUAUUCAAUAAAUCUGGUAUCCGCUUUUCCACAGCGAUGUGAAAGGCUCUGGCCUCCAAAUGCUGCGAGGCCAGUUCCAUGCAUCUGCUGCGUGGCUCCUGAACAUGGUCGACGAUCUGUCCUAUGGCUCCCAGUAUGGUACGACGAGCGUCAUAGAGCUUGUGAGAUGGGAGAUCCGAGGAGUCGCUUGGAAUCGAAGAUACAUCGAGGGGGGAAUCUGUAGUCUGCCAGGCCUCGAUGAUAUCUUCAGACGCGGAAACAAGGAGAGAUACAAGGGCACGAAGGUCCUGAAUCUUUUCAGCGAGACUCUCCAUCGAGGGCGGUCGACAGCGUCGUCGACGGUGGGCAAGUCUUAAAUAUGACGAGCUAUGACAGCACAAGUCGAGGGUUUCUUGCUGGCGACGAGCUCGAGAG
Stereum hirsutum FP-91666 SS1 is the source of this 3569-nucleotide messenger RNA. Its product is annotated as FAD/NAD-P-binding domain-containing protein. Gene Ontology annotation, molecular function: NADP binding; N,N-dimethylaniline monooxygenase activity; flavin adenine dinucleotide binding. NCBI's taxonomy places the organism in Eukaryota, Fungi, Basidiomycota, Agaricomycetes, Russulales, Stereaceae. The record is from RefSeq and is a predicted model, not a curated record. Bases 28 to 1776 code for a protein of 582 amino acids. The transcript has 16 exons.